This is a messenger RNA of Notothenia coriiceps (black rockcod), 2758 nucleotides long. RefSeq names its product 14-3-3 protein gamma-1-like. The record is from RefSeq and is a predicted model, not a curated record. The coding region runs from base 1 to 1302 and encodes 433 amino acids. The transcript is spliced from 3 exons. NCBI's taxonomy places the organism in Eukaryota, Metazoa, Chordata, Actinopteri, Perciformes, Nototheniidae.
AUGCGAAUCCUGCCGGGGGUCAAAGCACGCGUACGCGGCUCUAAACCAGCAGGUAGCAUGCACUGCGCUCGUCUCCACUCGGGCGACAGGAAGCGGAGAGCGGACACUCUUGCUGCUGUGGCCGAGGAGGACGAUUGGCCCGUCCAGGCUUACGAGCCCGCGGAAGGGGCCUCGGGUCCCUGGGGCAGAGUGCCGGGCAGGAGUCCGAAGCAACUCCUGCCCCGCCUCCUUUGGAGUGUGCGACGCAAAGUGAGGCCGACAGUAGUCUCCGCACAUGUGCGAGUCCCCAUACUCACCUCCACACCGUCACGCACAGGUGUACUCCGCAAUAUGGCUCGCAGUACCCAAAAUCUACUGGCUACGUACAUCCUCCGCCAUAGAGCCUGUCCCCUUCGGCGCUCCGAGACGUUCCAAAUAAUUGCUAUCCAAUUUGGGUCGUCGAAGGACGUCCCUCGGGACGACAGAACAGAAGACCCCAAUGCCCUGCCUCUGCACCCUGCCUCGGGGACGUCGCUGGCCCCGCCAACGAACCACCUGCAGAGAGGCGACGCGGAGGACACGGCGCACCUGCGCGACGACGACAGCCCGAACCACGGCGACCCGUCGAGUCGGCUGACCUCGGUCGGACAUGUACGACCGCUUACGGUCACAGAACUGAACGAAGCGCUAUCCAAUGAGGAGAGGAACCUGCUCUCUGUGGCCUAUAAGAACGUGGUCGGGGCAAGGCGUUCUUCCUGGCGCGUCAUCUCCAGCAUUGAGCAGAAAACAUCGGCCGACGGCAAUGAGAAGAAAAUCGAGAUGGUGCGGGCCUACCGGGAAAAGAUCGAGAAGGAGCUGGAGGCCGUCUGCCAGGAUGUGCUCAACCUCCUCGACAACUUCCUGAUCAAGAACUGCAACGAGACGCAGCAUGAGAGCAAAGUGUUCUACCUGAAGAUGAAGGGCGACUACUACCGCUACCUGGCCGAGGUGGCCACGGGGGAGAAGAGGGCCGCGGUGGUAGAGUCCUCCGAGAAGUCCUACAGCGAGGCCCACGAGAUCAGCAAGGAGCACAUGCAGCCCACCCACCCCAUCCGCCUGGGCCUGGCUCUCAACUACUCCGUCUUCUACUACGAGAUCCAGAACGCCCCGGAGCAGGCGUGCCACCUGGCCAAGACCGCCUUCGAUGACGCCAUCGCCGAACUGGACACCCUGAACGAGGACUCCUACAAAGACUCCACUCUCAUCAUGCAGCUCCUACGAGACAACUUGACGCUCUGGACGAGCGACCAGCAGGACGACGAGGGAGGAGAGGGCAACAAUUAAAGGGUCCGAAACCUCAUUCUGCCAAAACAACACAACACGCGCGCUCACAAAUGAUGACAAAAUAAUAAUACUAGUUAAAAAAUUCUUAGAAAUUAAAAAAGAAACGGGAGUGGGGGGAGGGGUUGUUGGAACAUUGGAGGCCAAUUUAGCAGAUGGUACUAACGUGGCUGCUGUUCUUUAUUUUUCAACAAAUUAAAAAAAGUUGGAGGGAAGACAAUUUUGGUUUGAGUAAUUACCUAGGAUUAGAUACAAAGAAUAAAUAAAAGAAGGAAACCCCCUCCUUGGUAGCCUCUGCAGCACUUGCCAAAAUACCACUAUAGAAGCAGGAGGUGUGUCAUUCAUCGCAGUGUGACUAUUGGGUAACGAUACCUUCACACUGGCAGAGACUGGUCUUAUCGCGCAGAUGAAGCUGAGCUGUCUUAUUGUAUUUGGUGAGCGGAGGAGCAUUCAGAAAUUCGGUUUCGAUGCUUGAGCAACCAGAAAAUUAGAGUCACCUCGAAUGUAAUGGCCUUGCUUAGUGAGAGAGAAAGACAAGGGAGGAAGCGGGUGAGAGAGCAGAAGGGUUGCAGAGAUGAAGACUGAGCUUUUUUAGGGGGUGUCCAACUUCAUUGUGUAACUUCAAAUACGCACCGACAUCUUUAGUUGCACCACAAUAUGAUCGUUGAGUGAAAAGCAGGUUGUCUCUGUUGAUGAAGAUGACAUUAAAAAAUGUUUUUGUUUUGCUUUGUGUCAGGUAUGUGUCCAGCGCAGUCAUACUGUAACUAUAAAUACAAAUUGAUGAAGUAGUGCAGCGUGUCCCUCUCAUGUGCUGAUGUGCUUUAUUAAAGAAAUUAACUGUUUAUCGACACCUAAUUCUUAUCGUCAGUAUUUUCAUUACUAUACCAACUUCUAUCGGCUCCUUGUAGGAAACAGUUCCAGAUAGCAAAGUCAGAUAAAUGGACAUUUCAAAAAAGAAUGUGGUGAUUGAACAUUAUCAUGAUUCCACCCUUAUUCAAAACACUCAGUUGGAUCUCUGAAACGGCACCUGAAACUUUUUGUCCACAAAGUAUAAUUUGUGGACAGAGCACAUGCAAUGUUAAGUGGAAGCUCUAAAAGCAGAUUUGAGGUUUGUGGAUUUACUUUGUCUCCAGUUUCUUCUUGGUCAAGAAAUGCACUUGCCUAUUAUACUGUUUCUUCAGUGUAAGAUGAUAACUGCUCCAAUAUUCUCCAUAAUACAAUAUUUUGCAUGCUGGUGAUGUAUUUAUACAGUAGCUUCAAUUGAUUAACUUAUACUGUAGAUGUUAUGUAUUCAUAUGAACAUGGAAUUACUAGACCUUAAUCGGAUUAUUUUCUAUUUAUUUCUUUUUAUUGCAAUUGUUAGCUAGACCUUAUUUUAAUCUUUGUUUUCUUUACUCCAUUUGCUGAAGUACGCUAUACCAAAACAGUGAUUGUUAACAAUAAAUUGAUCUGUUAAGGA